CAAAAAAUAAAUAAAAUCUGGCUAAAAUAAAUAAAUUAUUGUAUAAAAUACAUUACUCGUGAAAAAAUACAGAAAAGUAACAAAUAAUUGAAAUUAUGAUUUAUGGAAAAUUUUGCUUUCUCGCUAUUUAAUAAUAACAACUCAAUUGUUAAACAAUAUUUGUUUUGUUUUCACAUUUGCAGCUAAACACUACGUUAUAAUAAAUAAACUCUACGUUAUUUUCCAAUUUUUGGAUUUUACCUACUCUACAAGCAUACAUCUUGUAAUGAUGCAACUGAUGUGAGAGUGUGAGAUGCUGCCUCUGCGUUUGCGCCGCGUUUCCGGCCACGAGGGGCGGCUCAAUGACACCCUGUUCCAGCCGGCGACGCGGCCCGCCCUCGCCUCGCAGACCCUCGUUUACUUCGGGGGUGAUGUUCAGGACUAUCCGGAAGUAAUGCAAGCUCAUAGAGACAACAGGAACUAUGUGAAGUGGAACUUGGAGAAUACUGCUCGCAUGCUGGGCCGGUACUUCCCCAACAAACAUAUAUUGGUUGUGAGACCCUCUAGGAUAGAGUACAAGAGUUUUAGUUGCUAUGACAACUUCGUGCCUAGUAACAACGCGGGCGUGCCCGACCACACCCCCACGCACAGCGCCCUCCACCACCUCGAGAGAUUAUUACAAGGUGUCGGCAAUAGAUUAAAAGCUAUGCCUGCUUCGGAGCUGCUCGAAGCAGUCACCUCUGUCAGUUUGCCAGAAGACAUCGAUAUAGAAGACUUACAUAACGCUGCUGUUCACCACGGUGAACAUAGCAAGUCCAACGGCUCCACCAAAACUGAUGCGGUUCAGAGCGGCGCGCAGGCCACAGAGUGUGAACACAAGCCUGACAGUAUGGUGGAGCCACUGUGGUGGAGGGACAACCUCGCCCUGGACGAGAGCCGCCUGACGCUGGUGGGGUUCAGCAAGGGCUGCGUGGUCCUCAACCAGCUCAUAUACGAGUUCCACUUCACCAAAACACUCACGCCGGGUGACGCACACAUGAUGAGGUUUAUAGAGCGCAUCUCUGAGAUGUGGUGGUUGGACGGGGGUCACGCGGGCGGAAAGAACACGUGGAUCACGUCGCGCAGCCUCCUCGAGACUCUCACCAGGCUUGAUGUCAAUAUUUAUAUCCACGUGAGUCCGUACCAGGUGCAGGACGAGGGUCGGCCCUGGAUCGGCAGAGAGGAGAAAGCUUUCACUAAUCUACUCAAGAAACUUGGCGCUAAGGUGAGCCGUCAUCUUCACGAGCAGCCCGGCAUGGCACACUCCCUACUCAUGCACUUCGAGGUGCUGGCCAGCUUCUGGGCGGUACAACAGGACCCAACCGCCGCCUCGGGCUCCGCUGACAUCUCCUCCGCUUCCGACGAGGAGCCCUAGAACGCCCGCCCUGGUCCACUCCGGUUAUGUGGUCUAAAAUUAUAUAGUGAUCACUUUCAAGAGUUUAAAGCAGCUAUCAUAAGUUUCAUAUAUGCCACAAAUCAUUCUUGUCAAUUCCGGGUGAAUUCGACAUGAUGGGGAAACUGACAUGACUUCUUCUCCUGAUCCUAUGUUCAGCGUAUAGCUUUACCGCAGGUACGUAGGUGGUAGGUCCAUUCCAUAUCUAUCCAUUAUAUAAAUAUACCAUGAACAAUCUUGAGUGUAUAUUUAACUAAGAGUUCAUAAGCAUAAACUCAAAACCAACUUAAAA
This is a messenger RNA of Achroia grisella, 1703 nucleotides long. Its product is annotated as mitochondrial protein C2orf69 homolog. NCBI's taxonomy places the organism in Eukaryota, Metazoa, Arthropoda, Insecta, Lepidoptera, Pyralidae. Gene Ontology annotation, cellular component: mitochondrion. The record is from RefSeq and is a predicted model, not a curated record. The transcript has 10 exons. Bases 293 to 1393 code for a protein of 366 amino acids.